AUGGCCGCGAGUGCGAACCCGUCAGGGAAUAAUCAAGAAGGGACGAGCAAUGGGAAUGGCGCCACCAAUAACGGUGGUGGUGUUGCGGUGCCGGAGAAUUCGGUUGUGGGCCCGAUUCAGGCAGCGUUGAGGCACAACCCGGGUAUCUCUGUUGAAUGGACUCCCGAGGAGCAGUCCCUAUUGGAAGAAUUGCUCUCCAAAUAUGCCUCAGAAACCAAGAUAGUUCGUUAUGCUAAAAUUGCAAUGCAAUUAACAGAUAAGACAGUUCGGGAUGUGGCAUUGCGAUGUAGAUGGAUGAGUAAAAAGGAAAAUGGCAAACGAAGGAAAGAUGAUCAUAAUUCUGCAAGAAAAAAUAAGGACAAAAAGUCUCAGGAAAGAGUUACAGAUCCUUUGCUUAAAUCUUCUCAUUUGGCAAACCGUUCCAAUGGUCCUCCAUAUACUCCAUCAGUGAUUUCCAUGGACGGUGAUGAUGGCAUCCCCUACAAAGAUAUUGAAAUCCAAGUUCAACUGAAGGAUCUUAGAUUAUUUGUUGAGCUUUGA
Molecule: messenger RNA, 540 nt
Organism: Ilex paraguariensis (yerba mate)
Lineage: Eukaryota; Viridiplantae; Streptophyta; Magnoliopsida; Aquifoliales; Aquifoliaceae
Source: the annotation of a GenBank genome assembly